Botrytis byssoidea is the source of this 1305-nucleotide messenger RNA. RefSeq lists its product as uncharacterized. The record is from RefSeq and is a predicted model, not a curated record. Gene Ontology annotation, cellular component: plasma membrane. Gene Ontology annotation, molecular function: dipeptide transmembrane transporter activity; allantoate transmembrane transporter activity. Bases 1 to 1305 code for a protein of 434 amino acids. Gene Ontology annotation, biological process: transmembrane transport; tripeptide transport; allantoate transport. The transcript is spliced from 6 exons. NCBI's taxonomy places the organism in Eukaryota, Fungi, Ascomycota, Leotiomycetes, Helotiales, Sclerotiniaceae.
AUGACUUCAAUUGACAAAGAGAAGGACCUUAGCGGAGACGCUGUCCGUACCGAUUCAAAUACUUCUCAACUAGGAAAAGACACUGAGAAUAUGGAAAUCGGCGAGGUCUAUUGCCAUCCGACAGCUGCAGAAGAGAAAGCACUAUUGAGAAAGAUUGACUGGCGUUUGAUGCCAUUACUGACCGCCUCCUAUUUCCUGCAAUUCCUCGAUAAAAGCAGUCUUAAUUAUGCUUCAAUAAUGGGUUUGAUACCUGACACUGGGCUUGUGGGACAGGAAUAUUCAUGGUUAGGAAGUGCUUUCUAUUUUGGCUAUCUGAUAGCCAACUACCCAGCCUCCUUGGGCUUCGUCAAGUUUCCACUGGCAAAGUACCUGUCGGUCUCAAUUGUCAUCUGGGCCAUUGUCUUAGGAUGUCAUGGUGCUGCCAAUAACUUUGUUGGACUGUGUGUUCUCCGCGUUCUCUUGGGAAUCACGGAGAGUACUGUUAGUCCUGGGUUCAGUUUGUUGACGGGAAUAUGGUAUAAGCCUUCUGAGCAUGCUUGGAGACAUGGAAUCUGGUUUCUGGGAAAUGGAAUUGCCAAUACCUUUGGGGGGUUACUAGCCUAUGGCAUUGCUCACAUUGGAGGAAGUUUGGGAUCAUGGAGAUGGCUGUUUAUCAUUUUCGGGUUGAUUACUGUCGCCUGGGGUGUCCUACUUUAUUUCACUUUGCCGGAUGCCCCCUUAACUGCUCGAUCCCUCACUCAACGCGGUUUCAAGACAAAUGAGUGGUCAAGAUCUCAAUGCAUCGAGGCUCUGGUUGAUCCUAAAACGUGGUUGAUAUCCCUAAUCAUUGCUGUGGCUUCAAUUACCAAUGGUGUGGUUUCAAAUUUCGGAUCCUUGAUCAUCAAAUCCUUCGGUUUCGGCCAACUGGAUACCAUCUUACUUGGCAUGCCCAACGGAGGUUUCCAAGUUGCAGCUGUCAUUGCUGCAACCUACACAGCUUCCAAAGUUCGAAGGUCUCGUCUUAUAGUUAUCGUUGUUGGAUAUAUAUUUGCUUUGAUUGGUAUAUUGUUGGUCAAGGAACUUCCAACAUCCAACAAAUAUGGACGUUUGGUCGGAUGCUGGAUGAUGAUCUUGUUUUCCUCCGCCUUCCCUCUUCUUCUCAGUUUGAUGGCUAGCAAUACAGCAGGAUUCACCAAGAAAACCACCGUCAAUGCUAUCUUCUUCAUCGGAUACUGUGCUGGCAACAUUGGUGGGCCCCAGCUAUUCAAUCCGCAGAAGCACCAAAGUACCACAUAUGGACUCUCUAACCUAUCAUGCGAUUGUUGA